AUGGCUACGCUCACUCAACCACCGCGCGCGCUCCAAGCGCAAACACCAACUCCGACUCACGACGUGCCUCCUUCCUACGAUCCUCACCACACCCUUCAUCGGCAACCAUCUUCCACACCUGCAAUCAUGGAUCAACCGAACAACGACUUGGAAAUGGAAGGCGCUGCUGAUCCUUGGCUAUUACAGCCGCAAACCACUGGACCAAACUCAGCCACUCCUAAUCCUGAGCCGCUCUCGCCCGCACGUCCACCGCCGCCACCCUUAGCGCCUGUGUCGCAUACAGCAGGCGAAGACAGUGAAGAGGAGGAUGACGAAGAUGACGACAGAAGCCACAUCAGCGACGAGCGCGCAAGAAGCUUCUACCCAUUUCACGAAGACACAACCGUUCCAGACGCCGAAGAAACCAGAAUUAUGCGAGCAUAUGCCGAAGCCAACGCUCUAGACGACGCGCACUGGCAAUCAAGGACAUUUUUCGACCUACAAGACUCUGGAUUCAGUGCAAAGGAGCAAGGCAUCAUUGAGUGGACUAUCAACGACUUCAAUGGCACCAAAGAGAAUCCUCGCAAGAAUCUCUUGCUUACGUCGCACACAGUCAGUAUCGGCGGUUAUGACUGGAGGGUCAAAUUGAUGCCACAUGGCAACAUGCAUACCGAUCGCCUCAGUCUAUACGUUGAAUGCGUCUCUGUUCAGUCAUCGACGUCGCAAGUGAUGGAAUGGCCUGCAGACCAACUACCUCUUCCGCUGCUAGGUGACGCUAAAGUCAAAGUCAUGAAACCUACGUCUGUUGCUGCCCAGGUAUCAGCUCUUCUCUACAAUCCUGAUGAACCUCGCGUGAAUGAGUUCAAAGCAGACGCGUCUCAGUUCUCGCAAGUGUCACCUGACCAUGGUUGGACUCGCUUCACGAGUGUGCCGUGGUAUGAAAUCCAUCGUCGUUCUUAUGCUCAACGACAGCCUCUCCUUCGCAAUGACACACUAGCUGUCAAAGCAUACAUACGUGUGAUUGAUGACCCUACUGGCUGCCUGUGGGCUCCCAAAGACUCUUCGAAGUUGGCAUUGACUGGCUUGCACCCAUUCUGUGACGACCAGGAGGAUUCUGCAUUGUGUCCUGUGUUGGCCUUGUGGCUGCACUUGCGUCCGUUCCGUCAGAUGAUCUACCAGCUCGGAGCUGUUGAUCUAUUCGCGAAAGAUGGCGAUAACAUAGUUACAGAGCUCCAAUCCAUGCUAUGGCGCAUGCGCUCAAGAAUUGGUUGGGAACCUGAGAAUCAUCACGCGCCUUACAUCGGCGACUUCAUCGACGAUUUUACUUCGAGAGGCUCUCAAGAUACCAUGAUGGACGCCAUGCAGACUAUGGACACCAUCCUCAACGACAUGAAAACUGUUCUCAAGGACAACAAAGAUGCCCUCGAGAAGUUAACAAAUUUGUUCGGAACAGAUACCUUUUCUGGUAACCGUCCGACGAAGCGUUCAAUAGAGGGCAAGGCUUCGAUCCAGGAGAUUGUCAAUGACUGCUUCCAUGUGCCCUUGCUCCUGAAUGAAGUGUUGACCAUUGAGCUCGAGCGUCAGGUCUUUGACAAGGACAAACGAGUGUGGAUGAAGCUACUUGACAAAGUACUUUUGGACGAUCAGAUCACGACUUCCGAUGGCUCUACAUGGACGCUUUACGGCUUCGUCGCCCACGAAGGCUACCUGCGCAACGGCAAAUACACGAGUCACUUUCGUCCCGGCGGUCUCGGAGGCCUUUGGUAUACCUACAUGCACGAUAAGGAUCCAACAUGUCAGACCAGAACACAAGCUGUUGCAUCAAAGGAAGGAGUAUCUGUUGCCGAAGUUACCGAUGGACCUGGUUCCUCGACUAGAAUUGAAGAACCGGUGAUUUCUUCCGAUGCUCCUAUCAACUACGGCCAUGCUCUGCAUCGGUUUGAUGCCGUAGCCUAUGUGGUCAUCUACGUGCGCAGCCAUACCAUCAAUUCGACCAUUGAUGACGAGCUAUGGGACGUACCAGAAUGGAUCCCCAGAUUGUACGGGCCUCCUCAAGCAGAUGCUGCCGAAGGCGCAAACACUCUGCAUUCAGAUAUGGUAUCAACCACUGCAGAUGAGGACGAGGAGAUGAACGAUCCGCCUGAAACAUCUCCAAACGAGGAACCUAUCGAUAGUACUGUGACGAAAGUCACAAUAGACUAUCUCUCGCAACCUUUCUAUCGGGGAGAUGUCAACAGCGCCUCAGAGUGCCAUGGUUAUGGUCACUUGAUUUACCUCAACGGUGACGAGUACAACGGCUACUUCAGCAAAUCCCAGCGCUCGGGACAGGGAAAGAUGCGCUAUGCGAAUCGGGACACAUAUGAUGGUCACUGGAAAGAUGGCCAACCAGACGGACAUGGGGUGUAUACUCAGCAUCGUACUGGCAACGUCUACGAGGGCAACUGGUCCGAAGGAAAGAGGUCUGGCACAGGGGUCAUGUACUACAAGGUCAGUGAGGAGGACACCAAGCUCUGCAGAAUUUGCUACACCAACGAAGCAAAUGCCGCUUUCUACGACUGCGGGCACGUACUUGCGUGCAUCGACUGCGCUAGACGUGUAGAAGACUGCCCUAUCUGUCGUCGUAGAGUCAGAGAUGUGGUCAGGCUGUUCUAUACCGCUUGA
Messenger RNA from Aureobasidium musti, 2640 nucleotides. Lineage: Eukaryota; Fungi; Ascomycota; Dothideomycetes; Dothideales; Saccotheciaceae. The record is from the annotation of a GenBank genome assembly.